Messenger RNA from Neohortaea acidophila, 426 nucleotides. RefSeq lists its product as uncharacterized. The record is from RefSeq and is a predicted model, not a curated record. Bases 1 to 426 code for a protein of 141 amino acids. Lineage: Eukaryota; Fungi; Ascomycota; Dothideomycetes; Mycosphaerellales; Teratosphaeriaceae. The transcript has 2 exons.
AUGAAACUCUCCCAGCUCAUCUCUCUUGUUGCGAUUAUGGGCUCCACCGCAGUCCAUGCUGGAGGGAUCCUCAAGCAACGCUCCCCCGAUCCCGUGAUGGCUGCUCCUCGCGCCGUGGAGUCCUAUGUCGGCCCAGGACCAAUGGAUCCUGGCACCUGCUCUACUGGUGGCGGCAACGAUGGCGCAGGUUACUGCCACACUCAAGACAACGGCUCGGUGAAGUGCAACUCCGAAAGACCUGUUUGUCCCUCAUGUCUUCGGGCUCAUGUCGCAAGACUGACGAGUAAUGUUAGUGCUCCACGAACGGCAAUCCAUGCUGCUAUGGCGAGGUCGUUGUUUGCGAUGCUUCCAUCCCCUCGGGCGAGAACGGAUGUGGUACCUGAGCGCGGAUUGCUGUGCUUCACGCCGCGACCUCCAUUUGUCUAA